UGCGGGAUGCUGAGCUGGAGGGGUGCGCGGGGUGCUCAGGGGAAGGGAUGCGCAGUGAUUGGGAUGUUGGAUGGUGUUUGGGAUCGGGAUGCUUAUAGAGGGAUGCUCAGGGGUCAGGAUGCAGGAGGGGGGGCUCAGGGGCCAGGCUUCUCAGAGAGAAGGAUGCUUGGGGGUUUGGGAUGCUUAGAGCUUCAAGACACAGAAAGGAUAUUCGAAUGGGAUUGGAAUGCUUGGGGAGUGGGAUGCUCGGAGAGGGUUGCUUGUGGGAAGGGAUGCAGGAGGGAUGUUCAGAGGAAAGGGAUACAGGAGGAAUGUUUUGGGGGUCGGGAUGCAGGAUUGGUGUUUGGGGGUUGGGGUGCUCAGAGAGGGAUGCUUCAGGGAAGGGAUGCAGGAGGGAUCCUCAAGAGUCUGGAUACAGGAAUGGUGUUUGGGGCUUGGGCUGCUCAGAGGUAAGGAUACUUGGAGGAGGGAUGGUCAGGGUCUGAGAUGCUGAGAAGCUGGGUUGUUCAGAGUUGUCUGGGAGAAGGGAUGCUUAGAGGGAAGGAUGCAGGAGGGAUGCUUAGUUGUUGGGAUGUGGGACAGUUGUCUGGGGGUCGGGCUGCUCAGAGAGAGGGAUGUUUGGAAGUCGGCAUGCUUGGGGCUUCAGGAUACAGGAAGGAUACUUGAAAGAGGGAUGCUCGGGUGCUGGGGUGCUAAGAGGGAGGGAUAUUUUAGGGUGUUCAGAGAAAGGGAUGCAAGAGGGAAACUCAGAGGCAGGGAUGUAGUAGAUGUAGAUGCUCAGGGAGAGGGAUGCUCAUGUGAAUGAAUACCUGGGGGUCCAGCUGCAGUGGUGUUAUUUGCAGGUUAGGCUACUCAGAGGGAAGGAUGUUUGGGGGUCAGGAUGCUCAGUGUGUCAGUAUACAGGGAGGAUACACAAAGGAGGGAUAUUCAGAGGUCUGCAUGCUUAGAGAGAUGUUUGCUAUCAGGAUGCUGGAGGAGUGCUCACGGUUUGGGAUGCAGGAGGGAUGCUCCAAAGAGGGAUGCCCAGUGGGAGGGAUGCUUGGAGUUCAGAGUACAGGAGUUUGUUCAGGAGUUGGUAUGUUCAGGGCUUCAGAUGCAGGAAGGAUGCUCAAAGAGAGAGAUGUUUGGGGGUUGGGCUGCUCAGCAGGAGGAUGUUCAGGGGGCAAAACACAGGAGGAGUGCUCAAAGGAGGGAUGCUCAGGGCUCAGAAUGCAGGAGAAAUUGAUGUCUAAAAUGAGGGACAAAUCCCCUAUUUCCUGAAGGUGCUGUCUGUGUAUCUAUGAUCAGUUAGGUGGUGUUCGAUGAGAUGAAUCUCAGCCAGUGUUGUAGCUGUUGGUCUGGUACGCUUUGGUGAAGAGGACAUGGCUUUUGUUUGGGCUGUUUCCAGGGGAUCUGUUUCCAUACACAGAAAAGCAGACAAAAAUGUGAAGAAAGAAGAGUGAUGUUUAUGCUAUAAAUACCUCCAAAAAACCCAACGAGCCUUCCGGAGUGGAUGUGUUUACAGUCUCUGAGGAUGAUAAUAGGAAGGACACUGGGCUGAAGGUGAUCUGGGUGCUUCUGUAUGCAGAGCAGUGCCCUGGCUGAGAGCUCUGGCUACGGAGGAAAGCAGAAGUCUUUGGUGGCAAGAAAAAGGAGAUAUGUUCAUCAGGGGGACAUGAAGAGGAGAGAGAGAACAGGGAAAACUUUGCCUUAUGCAGGCAGGACAAAGCUUUUCAGCAUAUGUUGCCCAGUAUAUUCAGAACAUUGAAAAGCAGCCCAUGUGAGUUAUUUUUUGUCUGUGGUUGGUGCUGGUUCAGCCAUAAAUCCAGUGAUUUGUCAGUGGUGGUCCAAGUCCUGCUUUCUAUGCCUUUGCUGCUGUUUUUUGAUGCAAUGGGGAUAGAGAACUGUAAUUCCUCGUGCCUCGUUUCCUGCAGUCACCCUGGGGGAUGAAGGCUGAUGACAUGCAUUUUGAGAUGCUUUAUCAGGAAAGGGUGCUGGCAUCUAUUAGAGAUCUGUGUGUGUGUCUGUUGUCUGGAAGGGAGGAAUGGAGCUGGGAGGAGUCUGGAGAUAGAGAGGAUAAAAUGUCAAGGCCUUCGGCUUUAUUUGGCAUUACUGCACUGAUCACUUUGACAUUGAGCCAAAGCCUUUUUUUAAUCUAACUACUGAGUGCCUAACAGCAGGAAACAGAAAACAAGAGGAGAGACCUGGGAGUUUGUGUACAUCAAGGGGACUGAAGGAGCAGCAUGGGAGAAAUAAGGGAGCAUGGUGGCUGAGACAGUGGCUUCCAGGCCCCCUUUAUAUACUGUAAGGCUACUGCAAGUUCUUCCUGAAGCCUUCUCUUCCCUGAGUAAAGGAUUCCAGCUCUCCCAACCUUCAGGAGAAACAGCAUAUUUUGGUAAAGACUGGGAAGCUGAGAAACAGAAAAGAGACUUUCCUUGCAGUCAGACACAGACGAGUGUGGAUGGACUUAUCCUGCCUUGAUCUCUCAUUAGCUGGAAACAAAGAUGGAUAAGAUACUGGAAGCUGUGGUGAUGUCCUCAUACCCCAACAAUGUGAAACAAGGGCUCGUGAGGCGCGUCAUUGAGGCAUCAAAGCAGCCCAUGGACAGCGAGCAAUGCUGGUCCAUGCUGGAGCUGUGCACCAAGCUUUAUCUCGUGGGGGACACAAAAUAUAAAAGAGAGAUCGGGAAAGAGGUUUUGGAGGUCUAUGGUCACUACCACCCAGAGGAAUUUGAGGAGUUCUUCAAUGUCCGCUUCCUACUGAGCCUCCUCCAGGAAGGCUAUGGGCCUCUGGGGAAGAGAAGCCAUUAUGUACUUGAUUAUAUCCAGUUAGGACUGCAGUUUGUCUUGGAAAGUCCAUCAGCAAACAGCAUUUUCAGCUUAUUGAGGAUCGAGGUGCUCCGGAAAGUCUGUGAGAGGCCCAGCCCCAAGCAGUGUGCAAAGAUCAGCAAACUCUUAACGCAACAUCCUCAGUGCAUCCCCACAGGCAAACACCAGGUCCUGUUUUGUCAGCAGCUGAUACGGUGCAUUGGGCAGUUUCAGUGUGUCUCUGAAGGGGAAGAUGACAUCAUGGAGUUUUUGGAGCAGGUGAACAAGGUGAGCGGUCUGCUGCAGAGGAUCUGGAGGACUCAGACCUCGGCCAUCCUGCCCUCGCUGAAGGAGCUGUUCACUAUCAUUUCUUCAACAGAGGAGCAGGAGGUACCAUCCAAUGCCUUGGCCAGCGUGGUGCAAUUUGUCCCUCUGGAGCUCAUGGACGGUGUCAUAAGAAACCUAACCAAUGAUGACAGCAUCACUGAUGUGCAAAUGAUGAUGGCCAUUGGCAGGAUGAUCGACUGGGUGUCAUGGCCCCUGGGGAAGAACAUAGACAAGUGGAUCAUUGCUCUGCUGAAGGGUUUGGCUGCAGUGAAAAAGUUCAGCAUCUUGAUUGAAGUUACGCUUUCAAAAAUUGAAAAGGUCUUCUCCAAGCUGCUGUACCCCAUUGUGAGAGAGGGGGCUUUGUCUGUCCUACAGUACAUGCUCUUGAGCUUCCAGCACUCCCAUGAAGCAUUUCACUUGCUGCUACCUCACAUCCCAAGGCUGGUUGCCUCUCUGAAGAAGGAGGACUCCAACUCUGCCACCAGCUCCCUGGAGCAGCUGGCUGAGCUCAUCCACUGCAUGUUCUUCCGCUUCUCAGGAUUUCCAGAUCUCUAUGAACCAGUGCUGGAUGCUAUAAAAGCUCUUCCAGUUCCUAAUGAAGACCGGAUUAAACAUCUCUUGGGACAAAAUGCAUGGACCUCCCAGAAGAAUGAGCUGGCCUGCUUCUACCCACGCCUGGCUUCCAAAUCAGAGACAGGGAAGAUCGGCUUAAUUAACUUGGGAAACACUUGCUACAUGAACAGUGUCAUACAGUCUCUCUUCAUGGCUUCAGACUUUCGGCAUUCAGUGUUGAAUUUAACUGAGGGCAACUCCCAGCCCCUGAUGACGAAACUGCAGUCGCUCUUUGCAUUUUUGGAGCACAGUCAGCGACCCGCCAUCUCACCAGAGAGCUUCUUCUCUGCCUCCUGGCCACCCUGGUUUACCCCUGGUGCUCAGCAGGACUGCUCAGAGUAUCUCAAGUACCUCCUGGAUCGAUUACAUGAAGAAGAAAAAACUGGAAAGAGGAUCUACUACCAGCAGCUCAAGGAAUCGAGCUUCAUGUCUCAAGCCAUGGAGCAUCAAUCCAUAAACAAGACACUGGUUGAGAAGAUGUUUGGGGGAAAAAUGAUGACAAAGAUUCGUUGCUUGAAGUGUUUGAAUGUCUCUUCACGAGAAGAAGCCUUCACAGACCUGUCAUUGGCGUUCCCCCCAUCAGACAGGCCCACGUGCAGGCCAGGAAGCACCUCUGUUGUACAAGUGGAAGAAAUCGGCCCACAGUUUAUUGAGUCCCCCAAAAAGCAGCCAACAGGAUCUCCCUGGAUCCGGAGGAAGCCCGUUGUGUCUGGAGAUCCUGGAGCCCAGCAUGUGCUAGUGGAAACACUGGGUUUUCAGAAGCCCAGAGAAACAGCACAUCCCUUAAGCAACGGUGCUGUUGGUGUGGAUACAACCAAAGAUGCUCACUUGGCUUCUGGGGAGCAGAUACUUGCUCCUAAGGAGUCCCGAUCUCUUGGGGAUUUAAUCAACUAUUUUCUAUCCCCAGAGAGACUGACCGCAGAGAAUCAGUACCACUGCGAGAAAUGUGCUUCCUUGCAGGAUGCUGAGAAGGUGGCAGAGCUGACAGAGGCCCCACAUUACCUCAUCCUCACACUGCUGCGCUUCUCCUUUGACCCGCAGACCAUGAAGAGGAGGAAGAUCCUGGACAAUGUCUCCAUUCCUGUGUUGCUCAAACUGCCCAUCCUCGUCAGCUCUGAGGAAACUGAGGAUGUUUGUCAGCAUGGGAAGGGCAGAUCUGACCUGGGCAACACCUUUGUGUCCGCCGUGUACGACCUCUGCAGUGUGGUGGUGCACUCGGGCAUCUCCUCCGAGAGCGGACACUACUAUUGCUACUGCAGAGAGUGCACUGAUACCGUGCCCCACGCACAGCCUCAGGAAGGGACACCAAAACUGGCUUCUGACAAGCAGCUGGACUUUGAGAUCCCAUGGUAUCUUUUCAAUGACACCAGGGUUUCCUUCUCCUCCUUUGAAUCCGUCAGCAAUGUGACUUCUUUCUUCCCCAAGGACACUGCCUACGUGCUCUUCUACAGGCAGCAAGUGGGCAGGCCAAGUUCCCCACUGCACGAGGCUGUGGCAGAAGCCAGGCAGCUGCACAGUGAACCCUCCCUCAGUAAGGACUUGAUGGAAGCCAUCUCCAAAGACAACAUCCUCUACUUGCAGGAGCAAGAAAAGGAGGCAAGGAACAGAGCUGCCUACAUUUCCACCUUGCCAAAAUCCCCGCUGUGGUGGAGAGACUUUGAGAGGGACAAGGACGAUGACAGCUCCUCAGGAGGAUGCAGUCCUGCGGGGGGUGGAGGUGGAUCUGGCUCUUUCCAUGGACUUGUCUUCUAGAGACCAGUAUCUAGCAGACAGCUCGUGUCCAUGGGGCUGGUCCAAAGCCAGAGGAUCCUCUUUCUCACCUCAUUGACAGCGAGCAACUCAGGAGAGGAUCUGGGGAACAAUGGAAUGAGAAAAGACUCGGGCUGAUUUGGAGACUACUGUUGGCUCCUGGAGGGUCCUACUGCUUCCUAUGCAUUUAAUGCCUUAAAUUAACCACUGCAGCUGAGCACCUGUGGAGGCAAGCAUUUGCCAACAGCUUGGAGAAGUGCCCUUCUGCUUCAGCAUAGCACUGUCUUGCCUGCUGCCACAAGCCUGGGGAGGGGAUGGGGAUAAGGGUGAAGAUGGAUCCAGCAAUGCCUGGGGGAUGAAGACCGCUCACAUGCAUCCCAUCUGCAGUCCUUCCAGAGUACUGGGGGACUUUUCCUGGGUUGAUUUGUUUUAAUGUGUUUUUAUCAGCUUGUGUCACUGGUGACCUCUGGAUGCUGUGAGAGUACAUGGUAUGCCCAGCUGUUUGUCCAAAUGUGUCUUUAGGACUUGUUUACUCUGGUGUAUCCUGGGUUCUGGCCAGAUCUGCUGGGCUUUACAACUGGGCUUUGUUUUAGGAUGCCUUGAGCUAAGACCCUUUAUCUCACUUGCUAUUUCUUAAAAUACUGUUUUGCUAGGAAAGUAGCCCAACUAGGUUCACUGUAUGCACCCAAUGUAAGUGCACACUAUGGAAAGCAGAGCUUUCGACAUCAUCAGCCACAGAACGAGGGCUGAUUUUGGUUGAUUUUGGAGCCAACACAAGCCCUGGGCAGUGUGUCUAUAGCUGUGUGUCGUAGCUCCGUCCCACAACGCCCCCCAACCUGCUUGUUGUGUUUCCAGUGAAGGUUUCUUGAGCUCAAGUGGCAGAAAUGCGUGCCUUCGGUGCUGUGUGUGCAGCCUAAUCCUGACUUUGGGGUGUCAGGGGGGAGCACUGCGUUGCUGGUGAGGAGAAGCCAAAGCAAAGGCGUUGCUAGACGGGAUGUAAGCAAAGGAUCGAAUCUCUUGGUCUAUACUCUCAUAUAUUCUUUUAUUUUCAUCCCUACAUGCAAAUAAAGGAAAACAAUAAUAACUGA
Messenger RNA from Coturnix japonica (Japanese quail), 6562 nucleotides. RefSeq names its product ubiquitin carboxyl-terminal hydrolase 35. NCBI's taxonomy places the organism in Eukaryota, Metazoa, Chordata, Aves, Galliformes, Phasianidae. Gene Ontology annotation, cellular component: cytosol; nucleus. Gene Ontology annotation, molecular function: cysteine-type deubiquitinase activity. Gene Ontology annotation, biological process: ubiquitin-dependent protein catabolic process; protein deubiquitination. The record is from RefSeq and is a predicted model, not a curated record.